Amborella trichopoda is the source of this 982-nucleotide messenger RNA. Its product is annotated as uveal autoantigen with coiled-coil/ankyrin. NCBI's taxonomy places the organism in Eukaryota, Viridiplantae, Streptophyta, Magnoliopsida, Amborellales, Amborellaceae. The record is from RefSeq and is a predicted model, not a curated record.
UAAACGUACGACUGUGGGAUUUUUCCCGUGAUAUUCGCUUGAUUUCCGCGCUCGCCAAUUUGAAAUUUAGGGUUGUGAAGCCUCUGAGAAUCUCCCCCCAAUUCCUCCAUUUUUAGGGUUUCUAGCUUUUCCAAAGCCUCAAGCCCUCUACUUGGAGAUCUCCGUCAGGCGUUAAUGGCGGAUUCAGAGUCUCCUUCCCCUCCCCUUUCUCAGAAGAAAGAGAAUUUGGCUCCUGUUAGUUCAAAAAUAGCGGAUCUGAACAAGUCCAAGACAGAGUUGUUGACACGAAUUCAAGGGCUGAAACAGGAUAUGCAAGAGUGGAGAUCAAAGUUGGACUCACAAGUUAAGACUUACCGUGAUGAACUCUCUGGGUUGAAGAAAACGCUUAAUGUUGAAGUUGAGCAACUUAGAUCGGAAUUUCAAGAAUUGAGGAACACUCUCCAGCAACAACAGGAGGACGUAACAGCUAGUCUUAGGAACUUGGUGAUAAGUGAUUUGCCCAAAGUGGAGGAAUCUGUCAAGGCAACUGACGUGACCAAGGAGGAGGACAAUGCUAAGGAAAGUGAUGAACCCAAAGUGAAGGAGCUGGCUAAGGAAUCAGAUGAGAAGGUGAACUGAUGUCGGCAAUUGAUGCGUCCAGUGGAAUGUAUUGGAUGAUUGGGAGAACUGGUUUUUGUUGAUAUCCGGAGGGAUGCAGUACUUGUAUUUUGUCCAAGUCUUUUCGAUGUGAAGUAAUUUUGGACAUGUUUUGUAUUAGUUCGAUCAUCUCUUGUGAUGGGCUCUUGAGUGAAGACUGAAGAUGGGCUAUAUGUCAAAAACCUAGUUCUAUUUUGGCAUUGAAGGUAUAUAAAUUAAAGGGUGUCUCCGUUAUCAUUAAAGUAGGAACCUGAUGCUGUGGGAGCUUGUGGUUUUGUUUGAAUGGUUUUGAAUCAACACAACACAAUUCAUAGUAAAAGGACACGAGCUCGAUGAUUUACUUGCA